AUGGAUGAGAAUGAGACAGCGCUAAUGAGAAAUGGAGGAAUACUAUUAGAAAAGUCGAUUGCCUUUAAUAAUGGCAGAGGUAAUCCUAUCCGUUGGUUCUCCGUUGACGAGCUCCAAACUGCAACAAAUAGUUACUCUCAAAAUAAUGUUAUUUAUGAAGGAGGAUGGCAUACACUUUAUAAGGGCUUUCUGCGAGAUCGUCCUGUAAUUGUGAAAAGAUACCGUAAUAAUAUUCAUGAAAGAGUUUGUCCUAUCAAUGAUAUUGUGUUUGCGUCAGAGAUGAGCAGGCAUAAAAAUGUUCUGAAAUUGCUAGGAUGCUGUUUAGAGUCCGAAAUUCCCAUUCUAGUUUUUGAAUAUGCUGAGAAAGGAAAACUACAGGAUUACAUCUACAAAACAGAUAGUGCAAGUUUUCGACCUUUAUUGUGGAAAAGUAGGUUGAAGAUUGCUGUUGAUGCAGCUAAUGUGAUUGCUUAUCUCCAUACUGCAUGUCCCAGACCCGUUGUUCAUAGGGAUAUUACACUCUCAAAUAUCUGGCUAGACGAAGACUAUGUAGCAAAAGUGACGGAUUUUACAGUAUCCAUGUCAAUUCUUGAAGGUGAAACCCACAUAGAGGAUUUUGUUCUAGGAACCUGCGGGUAUGCUGCUCCUGAGUACGUCCGUUCAGGAAUAUUCAAUGAGAAGAUUGAUGUUUUUAGUUUUGGAGUACUUCUUCUAGUUCUUCUGACUGACCAAAAACCAUUUCAAGGUAAUUGGGAAAAUAUACUAAAGGAUGCAAGGUUUGAUGAGAUCAUAGGCAGCUUAAUUGUUGAAAAGGGGUUAUGGUCUGAGAAAGAACAACUGGAAACUUUUUUAACCCGCACGCGGCAGAAGCUUGACUUGACCAUAGACCCCAUAAUCGUUGAAGAGGGGCCAUGGCCUGAAAAGGAGCAACAAUUGAAAGCUUUUUUAAUGCUUGGCGUUCAGUGCAUUGACCCGGAUGAAGAGAAUAGACCAGAAAUUACUGAUGUGGCAAAACAACUCAGACAUUUUUAUCUCUCUUAUUUCUAA
This is a messenger RNA of Ricinus communis (castor bean), 1047 nucleotides long. RefSeq names its product non-functional pseudokinase ZED1. Gene Ontology annotation, molecular function: protein serine/threonine kinase activity; ATP binding. Lineage: Eukaryota; Viridiplantae; Streptophyta; Magnoliopsida; Malpighiales; Euphorbiaceae. The coding region runs from base 1 to 1047 and encodes 348 amino acids. Gene Ontology annotation, biological process: cell surface receptor signaling pathway; protein phosphorylation. The record is from RefSeq and is a predicted model, not a curated record. Gene Ontology annotation, cellular component: plasma membrane. The transcript has a single exon.